AUGAGUGAGGUCAAUUAUUCGCCGGAGAAGGAGGUCAGCUACGUCCCCGAGAAGGAGGUCGCAUCUUCGCCGGAUUAUACCCACGAUGGCCCAAUCGAUGGAGAGUUGGUCAACGCCUCCGGUCAUCGCCAAGAACUAGAGCGCAACUUUGGCCUCAUCAGUAUUUGUGCUGUGGCCGUGACUACCGGAAACACAUGGAUUGCCCAAGGUGGUAGUGUCGUUGUAGCCCUGAGCAACGGUGGACUUGCAGGAACUAUCUAUGAAUUCAUAGCUGUGUCUAUCUGUUACUGGUUAGUCGCCGCAUCAAUUGCCGAAUUGGCAUCGGGUAUGCCCUCAUCCAGUGGUGUCUACCACUGGGCAACUAUCACUGCGGGAAGCAAGUACGGUCGCGUGUGUGGAUUUUACGCCGGAUGGUGGAACUGUCUGGCUUGGAUUCUCGGCGCCGCAUCCAUGUCUUUGAUUCUGGCUCAGCAGACCGUGGCUAUGUAUGUGCAGAUGCAUCCCGACUUUGUGCCCUCGCAAUGGAACGUCUUUGUCAGCUUCCUGCUCUGCACCUGGACUUGCUGCUGCGUCGUGCUGUUCAUGAACCGCUUCCUGCCUCACAUUGGAAACCUCGGAUUGUUCUUCAUUCUCGCUGGUGUGUUCGUUACCAUCGUCGUGUGCGCUGUGAUGCCUCAUGUGACCGGCUCUGGAUAUGCCACCGAUAAGCUUGUGUGGGCCACUUGGGAGAACGGAACUGGUUAUUCCCAACAAGGAUUCGUCUUUGUGGCUGGUAUGCUCAACGGUGCUUACAGUGUUGGCACCCCUGACUGCUCAUCUCACUUGGCUGAGGAGAUCCCCAAGCCGAGCCGGAAUAUUCCCAAGGCUAUCUUGGCCCAGAUGGCUGUCGGUUUCGUCACCGGUAUCUGUUACAUGAUCGCAAUCUUCUAUUCUAUCAACGAUCUCGCCUUGGUGUCCGACCCGAGCACCUUCUUCCCCCUUGCUGAGAUCUACCGCCAAGCCACCGGCUCCCAUGCGGGCUCUGUGGGUCUUCUAGUCGUCGCUUUCCUGCCUACCUUUAUCACUGCCUGCGGUUGCUACAUCACUGCCGGCCGUACGCUUUGGACCAUUGCUCGUGAUGGCGCCACUCCAUUCUCGGGAUGGCUUGGAACUAUCAGCCCCAGGUUCAAGAAUCCCUUCAACGCCACCCUGGCCUGCUGUGGCUUAAUCACCGUGCUAGCGUGCAUCUACCUUGGCUCGAGCACCGCCUUCAGCGCCUUUGUCGGAUGCUUCGUGCAGCUAUCCAGUCUUUCGUACUUCAUGGCCAUCUUCCCUCACAUCUUGACCCGCCGUUCUUCCUUCGUCCCUGGAUACUUCUUCAUGAACCACACAAUUGGCUACAUCGUCAAUGCCCUGUCCUGUGCCUACAUCAUCGUCUUCGCUAUCAUCUUCUGCUUCCCUUACGCCAUCCCUACUAGCGCCGCGGCGAUGAACUAUGCCAGUCUGAUGACCGGCGGUCUUUCUAUCUUCGUUACCAUCUGGUGGUUCAUUCAUCAGGGCUCUUACGUGGGCCCAAAGCAUGUCCCGUUGACUGACAAGGCCCUGGCUGAUGAUGCUCGGAACCCGGCUACAUCAUCUAACGACACCCUCGAAGAGUCCAGUCGUCCUACCAAAAAGCCCCGCCUCGAAGACGAACCAACGCCCAAGGAUGUGCAAUCGACACCAACAGCCAGUCGAAAGCCACUCCUACAAGUCAACAAUCGAGGAUCAGACAGUGUGACACACUCGCUAUCUAAUGAAUUGACCAAAGAUGAUACAUCCGAUGAAAAAUACUUCAAUGUUCUCUGGCGCAAACCAAGCGCCAAAAAGCACAAAACGUGGGACGGGGAUGGGAUUCUCUCUAUUCGCGGAGGAUUUGUGUAUCUACGAGAUACUGCCGGGAAGGAGAUGGGACGGAAGGUGCACGAAGCCUGCCUCGAGCCGGGAACAACAUUGUCUAUAUCCGGGAAAGAGGUUGAAAUAGACUCUGAAAUAUCACGCAAGGAAUACCUCUCUGGCAGAAGGUUCUUGGAAAGCACGAAGCCAGCACCUACCUCCACGCCGGACCCGGUGCCCACACCGAAAAAAGACGCCCUCCCCCCUCGAAAGAAGGGUGAAGUACGCAAACCUACGGCUGCAGAGCGGACACAGUCCCUCAAGCGUUCGCUGGCCCUAGUUACCAACCCUACUGCGAACCCUGGGACUGCACCAGCGGCGUUUGCGGCUUACAAGGCGCCGCUGCUUGUAAAUACGGUUACUCCCAAGGUCAUUGGGAAGGUUGUCCCACGCCAUGACCCUAAGGCGGUUGGUGCAUUGGUUAUGCCGCGGCCGAAGUCUGUGCCGAAGGGGAAACAGGUUGUGGAUGUUGUCGUUGAUCCUAUCCUGACCAAGAACUUGCGGCCGCAUCAGCGUGAGGGUGUGAAGUUCUUGUAUGAGUGUGUCAUGGGUAUGCGGUCGUUCAAUGGUGAAGGUGCCAUUCUCGCAGAUGACAUGGGGUUGGGAAAGACUUUGCAGACUAUUGCGCUGCUUUGGACUUUGCUUAAGCAGAACCCUGUCUUUGAAGCCCCGCCUGUUAUUAAGAAGGCUUUGAUUGUGUGCCCUGUCACUCUUAUCAAUAACUGGCGGAAGGAGUUCCGCAAGUGGCUCGGAAAUGAGCGCAUUGGAGUGUUUGUGUUUGACGAUAAGAGUAAACGUCUUACUGAUUUCACCAAGGGCCGGGCUUAUAGCAUCAUGAUUGUUGGAUAUGAAAAGCUCAGAACUGUCCAGGAAGCUUUGGCGAAUAGUUCUGGAGUCGAUAUCAUUAUCGCAGACGAAGGCCACAGGCUUAAGACAUUGCAGAACAAGAGUGGUCAAGCGAUCCAGUCUCUCAGCGCCGUGAAGAGGGUCAUUCUCUCUGGCACGCCAAUUCAAAAUGACCUGAAAGAGUUCUUUGCAGCCGUGGACCUUGUUAAUCCAGGGAUACUGGGCAAUUUCAAGUCCUUUAUUCGAGAAUUCGAAACCCCAAUCGUUCGCAGCAGACAACCAGAAGCAACAAGAAAGGAGAUUGAGAAAGGAGAGUCCAGAGGCGAAGAGCUGCGGGAACUCACCUCCAAAUUUAUGCUCCGCCGAACAGCAGACAUCUUGGCCAAAUACCUCCCCCCAAAGACCGAAUAUGUCCUCUUCUGCAAACCAACCCGCCCUCAGGCAAAUAUUUACAAAGCUGUCCUCGCCUCCCCGAUCUUCCAAACAGCAAUGGGCAACGCCGAAAGCGCCCUGCAGCUAAUAACAAUCCUGAAAAAGCUCAGCAACAGCCCUUCCCUCCUAACAGCUAAAAACAACAACAACACCCCUAACGAAACAAUGACUGCCCUCAUUGAAUCCAUUCCCCAACCCCUCCACCGCCACCUAUCACCCUCCUCGAGCGCAAAGAUUCGCGUCCUCGACCAACUCCUCGACACAAUGCGCAACAAAACAGACGAGAAAAUAGUCCUCGUCUCAAACUACACCUCAACCCUCUCCCUCCUCGCAACCCUCCUCACAUCCCUCGGCCUCCCCUACCUCCGUCUCGAUGGCAGCACCCCAGCGCAGAAACGACAAGGCCUGGUAGACGACUUCAACCGUCUCCCAGCAUCUUCCUGUUUCGCCUUCCUGCUAUCCGCUAAAGCAGGCGGCACGGGUCUCAAUCUGAUCGGCGCUAGUCGUCUCAUCCUCUUCGAUGUAGACUGGAACCCGGCAACGGAUAUCCAGGCUAUGGCACGUAUUCACCGCGACGGCCAAAAACGGCCUUGUCGCAUCUACCGUGUUCUGCUCAAGGGUAGUCUUGAGGAGAAGAUCUGGCAGAGACAGGUUACCAAGCUUGGUCUUGCGGAUAGUGUUAUGCAGGAGAAGAGUACCAGUAAUGGUGGUGCGCAGUUCUCGGCUGCUGAGCUGAGAGAUUUGUUCAGGCUUGAUGAGGACAGGGCGUGUCAGACGCAUGAAUUGUUGGGUUGUCAGUGUGGUGGACGUGGUGUUCAGGCUGAUUCUGAGGUUUCGUCUGGGGCUGCGACACCUGCUACUAUUGAUGGUGGGGGUGGUUCUGAUGAGGAUUUGUCGGAUCCGCCUUCGGACUUUGACGAUGGGGAUGAGGAUUAUGAUUCGGAUGAGUCACUGCCGAAACCUCAUACUCUUGUUAAAGCUUCUGAGGUCGAUAUGGAGAAACAAGAACAGUUUAUCCGUGACGGCACUUAUCGUGCUAAGAUGGCUGGGAGGGGGAAGAAGGGUACGAAAGAGAAGGAAGGUGAUACCAAGAGUCAGAAAGAUAAGAUGCACCAGUCUUUGGCCCAGUACUCACACAUUGACCCAACUCUGCUUGCCACUGAGUCUGAUCCUAAUGCCGCGGCUGAGGUUGAAGAUGAGGAGCUUGAAGCUGCCAUUGAUGACGAUGUGCUCGUUUCUAUGCUGAAGGAUGAGUGUAACUUGAUUGGAUAUGUUUUCAAGAAGACUAAUGGGGCGGAAAUCAGGAGUUAG
Penicillium expansum is the source of this 4503-nucleotide messenger RNA. RefSeq names its product Helicase, C-terminal. Gene Ontology annotation, molecular function: ATP binding; DNA translocase activity; transmembrane transporter activity. The transcript is spliced from 5 exons. The record is from RefSeq and is a predicted model, not a curated record. Lineage: Eukaryota; Fungi; Ascomycota; Eurotiomycetes; Eurotiales; Aspergillaceae. Gene Ontology annotation, cellular component: membrane; nucleus. Gene Ontology annotation, biological process: transmembrane transport; double-strand break repair via homologous recombination; reciprocal meiotic recombination. The coding region runs from base 1 to 4503 and encodes 1500 amino acids.